Messenger RNA from Fulvia fulva, 378 nucleotides. RefSeq lists its product as uncharacterized. The transcript has a single exon. Lineage: Eukaryota; Fungi; Ascomycota; Dothideomycetes; Mycosphaerellales; Mycosphaerellaceae. The coding region runs from base 1 to 378 and encodes 125 amino acids. The record is from RefSeq and is a predicted model, not a curated record.
AUGGCCCCCGGGCGGACUACUGUCUUGUCUCGCGUCACUCAAGUCCUGUCAGAUUACCGAGACGCACCCCCUGCACCCUCAAAUUGGAACGACGAAGCACAUCAACGCCACCUCGUCAGAAUCUGGGACGCCGUCGACGCUCGCGCGGCUCAAGCGAAAUACGACGUUCCUCUCCUGGCACGAAUCAUCAGCACGGAGAGGAAUAUGCUCCACGUGUACCCCGAGCUGGCCCAAGGCAAAAUUCCCAUGAACCACGAUUGGAUCGAGUACGUGCUGGGAGUCGCUCUACGGCAUCCAUUCUGCACGGCAGCGAGUAUGGGACGCUGGGAGGUGCUGGCUUCUAGUGGAGGGGCCAGAGGUACGUGGGGACCGUGGUGA